Thermothielavioides terrestris NRRL 8126 is the source of this 2254-nucleotide messenger RNA. RefSeq lists its product as uncharacterized. The coding region runs from base 419 to 2125 and encodes 568 amino acids. The transcript is spliced from 2 exons. NCBI's taxonomy places the organism in Eukaryota, Fungi, Ascomycota, Sordariomycetes, Sordariales, Chaetomiaceae. The record is from RefSeq and is a predicted model, not a curated record.
GCAACGUAACUGCCGCGCCCCAGCUCAUCGUACGUGCGCGCCCCGUGGCGGCGGGAUCCGUGGAUAAGCUCAUCUCAAGCCGGGCGGCUGACGACUUGGCGCGACUGGCGAACUGGCGAGCCGCCCUGUGGUAUUUCCUCUCUGGGCCUCCCCCGCUAGCCCGGUCCGGUUCCACGAUGCAGUGGAUGCACCCUGCGAGCCACCCUGCCAUCCUGCACCCGUCUCUAUGUCCAGUCUUCCUCAACACCGAGCAAUGCACGAUGCGGGACCCUACGCGGCGGCCGUCCAUCCAGGACACAACAACCUCUCGCACGCCAUCCACCAACAGGCCGCCUUGACGGCGCAUUAUGCGCGUUGUCCGUGAGUCUACAUGUCUCCGCUGGUCUGACCGAUCGCCGAUUGGGGGGCUGGGGGGCUGAUGUUGGGUCCUGCCAGGUACGAGGAGAAGGUCAUCACGAACGGCACCACCGCUCGCAUGGUCCUUGUAUUCCUGCGCGAACUUCUCGAGCAACUGCCUGCGGGGGAGCAAGUGCAGCAAAGCUAUGGCUGUCCCAUGACCAAGUGCCACAGGACGUUUUCGGCGCCCUUGCAGGUCAUCCAACACCUCUUGUCCUGCCCCGAACUCCUCAACGGGGAGUUCGACUGCGACAAGUGCAACACCUGGCACAGCUUUCCGACGAACGAAAAGGACUGGGCCCAGUGGACGGGUUGGAGGUCUCCGACCUCGCCGCAUCCCAUCCAACGGAAACGGAGCCUCGGGUCGAAGAUGAAGGAGACCUUCGCCCUGAGGAAAAAAGAUGCAUCCCGCAAACAGAACUCUGUGUUUGACCCGCACUUCAAGGGCACGUACCCGAUGGACACGAGACCGAGCACUGCUGCCUCCGAGACACCCUCCAUGGCCUUCGCAAGCAGGGCUUUCGAACAGCACGGCGUCUUUCCGGCCCAGCCCGAGCAAAGGCUAGACUUCUCGGCACUCCAGAAGCCCAUGUCACCAAACGGCCUCUUAGACGUCAGCGACAGCAUGUUCUGGUCCGGCUUGAACGCGAGUGACCUGCCGUCUACGGUUUCAUCGGUCGCCAUCUCCUCCGCGGCAGACGAGAGCCCGUCUGAGCCCUUCUCUCAAAACACUUCGCAGACCACCCUGUUCAGCUCUGGGCUUGGUCCCUAUCAAUCUCCAACCUCGGCCGCUCGAGACUCUAGCAAAACACUAGAGGCCCGACCUUUCAUCUUCGCCACGCAACCGCCCUUCGGUCCUGCAUUGACAUCCCUUCCUGCCCAUCCCCCGUCCGUCUCGGCCAUGUCUCUAGACGACCCGGCGCCCGCAAACCAGGCGCCCUUGUCGCCCGCCGAGCUUGGCCAGACGGCCACCAACGGCGGCCAAGCAUGGUGGGACCCAAAGGUGGACGUAGAGACCACUCGAGCAACUCCACCGUCGUCCGGGCCAGGCCAAGGCCCCUGUUUCCCUCUUCAGACGCCCAUAGAGAGCAUAUUGCCCGGGAGUGUCAACAGCGGACUCUCUAGUCCGACAUCUCCCUGCGAAGACGGGCCUCCCUACUACCAAAUGGCGCCAGCAGCUGCUCCUCCCAUCUCGCGAGCGUUGAGUCACGAGUCGAUGCACACUGGAAUCACGACAGUUUUCGGGACGCCGACUCCAGAAGGAGGAGCACGGGGGGCCCUGUCCCCGCACGGCGAGAACAACAACAACAACAGCAACAGCAACAACAACAACGCCCAGCGCUCGGUCACAGUUCCGCCCAAGGCCCUUCCGGAGUCAUCGGUUGAAGAUCUCGUCUGUGAUGAAUGCCAGUGGAAACCCCGGGGCGUCAAAGAGAACCUAAAAGGUUAUCUCCGCAAACACAAGAAUACACACAAGGGCGUCCGACUAGCUUGCGACGUACCGGGUUGCGUGAAGACGUUCAGCCGGCUUGACAACCUUAAGAAACACAAGAAGGACAAGCAUGGGAUCGAGGACACAGGCAGCGCGGUGGCUGCGAAGCGGGCAACGGGCGAUCUUGCCAAGCGCAUGGAGGAGGGAGCAGAAACAAAACGGCCAGCCACGGUUGAAUCCGAGAUUAGAGGGCCGACAGAGGACUAUUCGAUGCUUUGGCCUGCCUUGCAUUUCUAGUCACCGACGAAUCGAUGCUUCGCCGCGAUCACCAUCAUGGCUUGUCAUGAGCUGUAUCACGCGCUUGUCAGCGCACAUAUUUUCCUUCUUUCGAUUUGAUCAUCUGAUAGGGUGAAGGGCUGUUACAGG